ACUACCAUCCAUAGAUGUUAAAUAUUUGACAAGUGCACAUCAGCUGAGGGACGCUGAUGUUGCGGAAAAUUACUUUUUAUUCGGAAUAUUCAUUUAAAAUUCUUGAACUAUUUAUAUUAAAAUGGAUUACGACUUUAAAAUGAAAACACAAAUGGAGCGAACAAAAGUAGAAGAUCUGUUUAAUUACGAAGGUUGUAAAGUCGGUCGCGGCACAUAUGGUCAUGUGUACAAGGCAAAGUGGAAGGAGCGGACUGAUGGUAAAGAGUAUGCCCUGAAACAAAUAGAUGGUACUGGAUUGUCAAUGUCAGCAUGCAGAGAAAUAGCACUACUUCGGGAAUUAAAACAUCAAAACGUAAUUACGUUAAUUCGUGUCUUUUUAUCUCAUAAUGACCGAAAAGUAUUUUUAUUAAUCGACUAUGCCGAACAUGAUCUAUGGCACAUAAUUAAAUUUCAUCGAGCUGCAAAAGCUGCCAAAAAGCAAGUAAUUGUGCCAAGGGGAAUGGUGAAGAGUUUGCUAUAUCAAAUUCUGGAUGGUAUACACUAUUUACAUAGUAAUUGGGUUUUGCAUCGUGAUUUAAAGCCGGCGAAUAUUUUAGUUAUGGGUGACGGCAAUGAGCGGGGCCGGGUGAAAAUUGCAGAUAUGGGAUUUGCACGUCUGUUUAAUGCGCCUCUUAAGCCAUUAGCAGAUUUAGAUCCUGUAGUAGUUACGUUUUGGUAUCGUGCACCUGAGCUGCUUUUAGGCGCUCGCCAUUACACAAAAGCUAUAGAUAUUUGGGCAAUUGGUUGCAUUUUUGCAGAAUUAUUAACUUCUGAACCAAUUUUCCACUGUAGACAAGAGGAUAUAAAAACUAGUAAUCCAUAUCAUCACGACCAAUUGGAUCGCAUAUUCAACGUGAUGGGCUUUCCUCAAGACAAGGACUGGGAGGACAUUAAAAAAAUGCCUGAACAUCACACUUUAACAAAAGAUUUUAAACGUUCUACUUAUUCAAACUGUUCUUUAGCUAAAUAUAUGGAGCGUCAUAAAAUUAAACCCGAUAGUAAAGCAUUCCAUCUUUUACAAAAACUUUUACUUAUGGAUCCCAAUAAGCGUAUUACUUCAGAGCAAGCUAUGCAAGAUCCCUACUUCCAAGAGGAUCCACUGCCGACGCAAGACGUAUUUGCUGGUACACCUAUCCCCUAUCCGAAGCGCGAAUUUUUAACAGAUGAUGAUCAAGAAGAUAAGACCGACAAUAAAAGGCAACAGCAACAGCAGCAGCAGCAACAACAACAGCAGCAGCAGCAACAGGAGCCAAGUUCCAAACGUGUUCGUUUAUCAGGACCCCCUGGUCCGGGCCAACAGCAACAACAAGUUCAACAGACACAAGAUUUUCACCAUCAACAACAACAGCAGCAGAUGAUGUUUAAUCAACAGCAAAAUUUUCAGCAACGUUUUUAAAUAUUAUAUAUACCAUAUGCAACCUAAUUAAUUUAAGUUAGAAAAAAUAAUAAGAAUUACUAUUGACUUUAUCUAUAUGUGCGUGAGUAGCUAGAGAAUGUCUAUUUUGUCCACUAACGACGACUUAUUUAGAUAUUUUGAAUAUAAUAAAGAUCACAUAGAACUUAUACACAAAA
Molecule: messenger RNA, 1611 nt
Organism: Ceratitis capitata (Mediterranean fruit fly)
Lineage: Eukaryota; Metazoa; Arthropoda; Insecta; Diptera; Tephritidae
Gene: Cdk8
Product: cyclin-dependent kinase 8
Exons: 1
Coding region: 122-1435 (437 amino acids)
Biological process (GO): protein phosphorylation
Cellular component (GO): nucleus; mediator complex
Molecular function (GO): RNA polymerase II CTD heptapeptide repeat kinase activity; cyclin-dependent protein serine/threonine kinase activity; ATP binding
Source: RefSeq, a predicted model, not a curated record